Temnothorax curvispinosus is the source of this 5408-nucleotide messenger RNA. RefSeq lists its product as uncharacterized. The record is from RefSeq and is a predicted model, not a curated record. NCBI's taxonomy places the organism in Eukaryota, Metazoa, Arthropoda, Insecta, Hymenoptera, Formicidae. The coding region runs from base 1817 to 2218 and encodes 133 amino acids. The transcript has 4 exons.
AAAGCUAUUUAAGUAUUAAUUAUUAGUAAUAUUCGUCAAGACGAAAAAAUCAAUACCGAGUUGAAUAUUGGAAAACAAUUGAUGGCUGUUGAAGUAUGUGCAUUUCACAUAAUAAGAUGUUAAUGUACUGCUGAGAUUCAAUUGCGCAAUCAUAAUAUUUAAACGAGCUCUAUGGAAAUUGUAAGCAAUAUGGAGAUUCGCGAGAAAGAUCGCAAACAAUGAAGGCUGUACGAUUGUAUGCAAUUCGUGAACGAGGCCAUGGAAAUUCCGGCUUUAAUAUUAAUUUCCUCAUUAUCAUUUCUCACAAUUUGUCAAGCCUCAUUUGAGGUAUACUGUAUAGUAUCGUAUCUUUCCAACGACGUGCAAAAGCAUCGCAGAAGCUUUAAAAGUUACGGUAUAUUAACGUUUUCUUUUCCGCGGGCAAGUGUGACAAACCGCUCGGCAAACUAAUUAUUCGUCAUUGUUUAUUGUUAUGUUAAUCUGAUUGAGUAUAAAUAAAUUUGUGUCGACGCGAAUAUAAUUGUUCCCAUGAAAAAUUAUUACAGCAUUAACGGUCAUGCAUUAAUUAAACCGGAUUAAACAAUCGAUUCGAUAAGAGAAUUGCCCCGAGGUAAUCGCGCCAUUAGCGAAGCAAAUUAAAGCGUUGCACCAUGCCAGUCGAAUUACUUCGCCGGGUACGAUUAACUAAACUGCAGCAACGGGCGGGCUGCGCAACGCGAUAAAUGACAGACAAAGAAAUUGCAAAUAAGUGGGACGGACGUUUUCUUGGCGCGUGAAAAUCCCGAAACUCUCGCCGUAUAUAUGCGCAUGCCAAAUGCAUGAGUCAGAUUAUUCGGGUCUGGACUUGGACUUGAUUUGCGCUUCACACGAAAAACGUCUCGUACGAUGGCACGAUAAACCUUGUAAUUCGCCCGAGUUUUGGAUUCUUUUUUUUCCUAACAUUUUAAUAUUUUAAAUUUCGAAAUACUUUUGGUUACUUGGAACAUAUUUAGGAAAAUAUGGCGACUUGUAAAUAGAUUUUUCGAACGAGAAACCGAAUAAUUCGUCAAACGUCAGCAAACCGAAAAUUAUGGGCCAAAUUUUGAGAUUCGAGUAAUCUUUUCUUACGCCAUAUCCGCUGUCGUAAAUCAGCCUCGUAAAUCACAGAGCUGCGAGGAUCGACAGAGUUCUGGCAGCGUCCCGACGCAGAUCUCCACGGGCGUCGCGACGCUCGGCGAAGUUAUUUCGAAGAUAGUGGGGCAUCGCUCUAUUUCGGUCGUGCUAGCCAGGGCCGUUCAGUCUGCGGCCCGGCUUCCUUACCGGGAGGCUGCGAAUCCGUAAUUCACACUUCGAUUCGCCUCCUUUGGCCCCGGAAAUCGUCGAAAAAUGGCCGAGAGAUAAGCACGAACGGGUUACAUCCUCGAAUGCGAACAGACGCUCGCGCAGUUUCAGAAGGCACUUCCGGUCGAGAGAAAGAAAGAAAGAGAAAGUCCGGUGUGAACGGAAGCGCCAGCUGGUUUAUGUUAUUGCUUCCGGAAUGAUCCCUCGGACUUAACGUACCGUGGAUUCGAAAAGAACAGUGUCACAUCAAUGUUCGCUUGGUUUUUCUUCGAUGUACAAAAGUGACAGUCUAAUAACAACUUAAUAAUUAUAACCGUAAGCUUUAAUCACGGUACACGCACCUGGUUUCACUUGCAAAUAAUACCGAUUAUUGAAGAAAAUUGAAGAAAAUUGCUUGUACCAUCACUGGGCAUGUUCAACGACGCGAGCUGUGGUUAAGAACCCAAAAGAUUUUAAUGUACUCUGAGAGUACCCGCGAGUCAUCGUGAGAACGGAAAUGUUUUGGAUCGAGCAGGACGAGGAGGAGGAGGCGUUGCUAUGCAGCCCCGCUCUGAUGGCCAGACGGGCCUCGGAGUCCUGGAUCGUCGCACCUCCCGUGGAGGCGAUGCCGGUGGCGGCAAUGCCCCUUCAACGAAAGAAGUCACUGCCGGACGUGGCACAGCCGAUCCAGCUCACAGCCACGGCACCAUUGUCGAGGGAAGAAGUUAGUAUCCUGAGCAGCAUGAGGAGAGAGGAGAUCCGCAGACAGAUCGACGAGAGCGAGAGGCUCAGAGCAAACCCGCUUUUGUACCUGGUCAGUCCACAGGUUAAAGACUGGUUCUCCCGCCAGCAGCUCGUGAUGCUGGUGCUGUUCAUCAACAUAUCCCUAGCUUUGAUGUUCUUCAAGCUGCUGACGUAGCAGCCAGCCGACGAUCGGGUUCACGGACUCGUGAACGUGGACGUGACCUGAGACCCGGUGGCGCCGCGACGCUUUGGGUCGUCACCGAGCCAGAAUUUCGAAGGAAAACGGUGGUGUGGCCGCACCAAGAAUCGCCGGGAACGGCUUUCACGAGCGAUUCACUCGGUCUUACGCGCCGCCGGUGCUAUGCUACGAGGGGGAAUAUUUGAAUCGGAACCGACGCGAGAAGGGAACUCGAAGAGGAUCAAGCCUCAGCGGGGAUUUUGUCGCGCGAAGGCAACUGUAAUUGAAUUUUGAGAGAUUGCGAGGAUCGUAACGAUAAGUAGUCAAGGAAACAGAGGGAGCGACAUCAAGACGAAAACGUUCCUCUGAGGUGUUGCGGGGAUCUACGGCGGAUUCGCCUUUGAAUAUUGUAAAUUAAAAAGGAUUUCAGCGUCAAGAGAUAAAGAAAGAAAAAGAGAGGAGAGCUGCAAGAGUAGUUUAAAUGACGAUUGCAUCGAGAGUCUUUGACCUGUCUGUGGCAAGAUUUUUUGAUAAAACGUUUUAGAGAUUUGUCGCUUAAAUCCUUUUUAAUUGACAGGCUGAUAUUUAUUGGACAAAAAUUUUUGAGAAAAAAAAAUACGAUGAAACUCCUGGGCGCAGUUUGUCGUUUGCGCGAGAAGGAGACAUCGACACGUCUUUUGGAAACGGGGAGCGCGUUGCGCACUCCCAACGCCUGUGUAUCAUACCUAUUUUUACACCAAAUACUUUAAUAACGCUACUUGUAAGAGUAGGUCGAGCCCUCUCGGGCGGGCCGCCGAUCGAUCGUAUCCGACAUACGAAUCUUCUUCUCUAGUCAUAAUUUUCUCUUUUCUGACGAUCGGCUCGAGCGCAGUAACAGCGACGAUCGAAAUUGUACACGAUCGACUUUUGAACGAUUUAACCGCUUGCUGAGCACUUUUAAUUAAGGCUGGCGCUAUUCGAUUCAAAACGGCAUUCGAUCACGGUCGAAUUAUCCGAAUCGUACUUACGGCUAUUUCCCUAAAAAGUAGCGAUUAUUACAAUUUAGCAAUGAUUGUAAUUGUAGCCAUAGUGCCGACGCGCGCGAUGUAAAGAUUCGUUAACGCGCAUCCGAGCAUUUAUAGCGUUCCACGACGAUUACGAUAAACUAGUAAGUCGUAAGAUUUACUGUAAACAGAAGAGACACAUAGAAAGUUCUUAUAGUCCUCGAACUUUUACGAGAGCCCCGCGGGAUUAUAGUUACAAUUACUGUCGUUGAAUAUCGACAGUUGAGAUUUGAAAUCCGUCGCGAACCGUCUUGCGUCUAGAUUACGGAGUUCCCCGAUAGUGAACUGUGUCAACCAGAUAUGAACCGCACAAGUUGAGAAAAACGUUUUCGCUACGAAUACGAAUUAGCUUUCGAUGAGAGAUCGAAGGUUGACGCGCUUGUUGUUUGUCGACGCGAAGAGUUGUUUCCCCUGAAACGUUUUACAUUCUACAUCUAAGAAAAAUAUUAACGCUGAAAACGCGAGUGACUCACAUCGCAACAAUCGCGUCGCACGUGAUCACGAUAACAUCGUUCAUCGAGACGCAAAAUCGCAAUCUCUGUACAUAUAAACAGCGACUCUUAUCAACGAGUGUCUGUCGAGUGCGUCGAGUGACGAAAUUAGGGGCAGAUUAAAUAUGAGAUGUCUGGCGGAAGGAGACAACUGGUUAUUAUUCGAGAUCAUCUGGUGACUAUUAUUCGAAACGUAAAACUAGUAUGAAACGCUCUUUAAUCCGCAAUAUCGGCGGCUCGCCGACGUUUAUCUCAUAUUUCGCGAAAACGCACAAAUCGCGAGAGUUAUAUCCCGCGUUCCCUCUCCCAUGACUUCGCGAUAGAUCGACGAUCGGCCUUCCUGCGCUCGAGCGACCGUAAUUUUUCUAGCCUCGAGGGCAUAGCUUGUAUAUCUCUAGAUAAAUUUGUAAAUAAUCGUGUAAACGCCGAUUGCGAUUGCAGACUUUGUUCUCACAUUACGCGAUAACGUUCUCGCGCGCUCUCGGAUGCAAGUUGGCCGGAAAGCGAGGACCACCGAAAGUCGAGAUCGUCUUUUAACUCGAAGAAUCUCGCUCUUGUUCAUAUAGCGAAACUAAGCUUCUCUCCUAUUCCUCUGCUUUGACAGUGCCAAUGACGUAGCCAGUGUACUUCCGCGAGGGUAAAUUUGAUCGGCGACAUGGCAUACGCAAUCGCGUUCAAAUUAUGCUCCGAAUCCGAAAAUCUUGGUUCACGCGCGAGCACGUGAUUCGAAGUUGAUAUAAAGCGUUCGAUUGAGAUGCAGAGCGGGAUGAUAUUUUCAACGCUAUCUAUAUUGAAGCUGCGAAGAGCACAAAAGAAAAAAGCAUUCUUGUCCGCUGAACAAGUCGGAUGAACGUUUAUAGGAUUGUCAGAUUCGCAAUGCUGGGUUUACGUCUGGCAUCUAUCUCGCGAUACACGUUUGUACCUGUAAUGUGGUUGUUUGUCGAUAUUAAAGAAUUUCUCUCCGAUAUUAUAUUCUAAGAAAGGACGCUAAACUAAGACAAGUAUCGAAUAGACAUGUCAAACGUAAAGCCAGCGUAACAGGAAACGAGUAUCCUUAAGGAGGACAGGGUCACGUAGAAGAAAGAACCGGAAAAAAGACGCGUAGGUACGAAAUAAGUUGUAUGUUCCAGCUUAGAAAAAGGACCGACGGCUUUUUUUGUCACAAAAGGUUGCAUUCGCAUAGAUACUAUACCUAUUACGCACAUUUACCGUUGAGGGUCAUGCAUUGUAUAUAUAUUGCUAUUAUAAAUACAUAUAAAAUUUAUUAGUUAAUUACCGCAGACAGAGAUAAUUAGAAAAGAUUUGAUAUUGAAUAACGCGUUAGGGGAAAACAUCCAUCGGGAACAAGAAGGGACUGGAGUCGGGACAAGACAGAGCGAGGCGGAAAUAAUUUUUGUCACUGAACAAGCCAUAUCACUUAAUCAAAGGAAAUUUACGCGAUUCGUAUUGUUUUAUUUAACGAAUGGGAAAAUUGGUUUCGCGAUUUACAAUGCGAUAUCAUAAUAUGUAUAUAUUAUGAUUACGUAUAUACAUACAUAAGAACAUAUGUAUAUUUUACUUGUUAUAUCUCUUGACUAUUAUCGCAAUUAGCGCACAUAUCCCGUUAUUAUUGUAUAUUAUUAUCAUUAUUACACUAUUAUAUUAUUAAUUAUU